AUGCUGUAUCUCCUAUUAGUCGCUGCUUCUGUUCUUACUGUUCAAGCUCAGCCAGGGCCUGCCUUAAUUGACGAAUCCACUAGAUGGAAGCAAUGCAGUGCCGUCAAUCAAUCUAUCUAUGAUUACCAGAUGGAAACCUUACAAGGCCAAUUCACUGAUCUCUCACAAUACAGAGGACAAGUUCUUCUUGUUAUUAAUGUUGCCACUUUCUGCGCCUACACCCAGCAGUAUACUGACUUUAACCGUGUCAUCGAUUCGAAUGCUAACGGAGGUUUCAGUAUCCUUGCCUUCCCAUGCAACCAAUUCUACCUACAGGAACCAGCAGAGAAUCAUGAAUUGAUGAAUGGAAUCAUGUAUGUCCGUCCAGGAAACGGAUGGAAGCCACAUCAAAACCUCCACAUCUACGGAAAAAUUGAUGUUAACGGAGAAAAUCAACAUCCAUUGUAUGAGUUCUUAAAGGAAUCUUGUCCACAAACUGUUGAUAAUCUUGGAAAGCGUGAAGAAUUGAUGUACAACCCAAUCAAGACUAGUGAUAUCACAUGGAAUUUCGAGAAAUUCUUAAUUGACAGACAGGGACGCCCAAGAUAUCGUUUCCACCCAACUGCCUGGACUCACGGAGAAGUUCUUCAACCCUUCAUUCAAGAGCUCAUGGCAGAGUCUGCUUAA
This is a messenger RNA of Auanema sp. JU1783, 666 nucleotides long. NCBI's taxonomy places the organism in Eukaryota, Metazoa, Nematoda, Chromadorea, Rhabditida, Rhabditidae. The record is from the annotation of a GenBank genome assembly.